AAGCCGCAUCAGUGUGAUAUCUGUGGUAAAUCAUUUUCUCGAAGUGCUGACUUACCUAAACACAAACGUACUCAUACAGGAGAGAAACCAUAUCAGUGUGAUAUCUGUGGUAAAUCAUUUUCUCAAAGAUCUGAUUUACCUAGACACAAACUUACUCAUACAGGAGAGAAACCAUAUCAGUGUGAUAUAUGUGGUAAAUCAUUUUCUCGAAGUGCUGAAUUACCUAAACACAAACGUACUCAUACAGGAGAGAAACCAUAUCAGUGUGAUAUCUGUGGUAAAUCAUUUCCUCGAAGAGCUGAUUUACCUAGACACAAACAUACUCAUACAGGAGAGAAACCAUAUCAGUGUGAUAUCUGUGGUAAAUCAUUCUCUGGAACUGCUGAUUUACCUAGACACAAACGUACUCAUACAGGAGACAAACCAUAUCAGUGUGAUAUCUGUGGUAAAUCAUUUUCUGAAAAUAGCACUUUAACUCGUCACAAACGUAUUCAUACUGGGGAAAAGCCAUACCAUUGUGAUAUCUGUGGUGAAUCAUUUUCUAGAAAUUACAAUUUAACUGAUCACAAACUUAUCCAUACAGGAGAGAAGCCAUACCAUUGUGAUAUCUGUGGUAAAUCAUUCACUACAAAUAGUUCUUUGACUAGUCAUAUACGUAUUCAUACUGGGGAAAAACCAUAUCAGUGUGACAUCUGUUGUAAAUCAUUCUCUACCAGUGGUGACUUAAAUAAACACAAACUAUAA
Octopus sinensis (East Asian common octopus) is the source of this 744-nucleotide messenger RNA. RefSeq names its product zinc finger protein 436-like. The annotation marks the transcript as partial. Gene Ontology annotation, biological process: regulation of transcription by RNA polymerase II. The record is from RefSeq and is a predicted model, not a curated record. NCBI's taxonomy places the organism in Eukaryota, Metazoa, Mollusca, Cephalopoda, Octopoda, Octopodidae. Gene Ontology annotation, cellular component: nucleus. Gene Ontology annotation, molecular function: DNA-binding transcription factor activity, RNA polymerase II-specific; RNA polymerase II transcription regulatory region sequence-specific DNA binding. The transcript is spliced from 3 exons.